AUGUCAAAUGUGAAAGCCGAGUGGUCGGCAAUCGCCAGACUCGAUCCUUUGCUUGCUGAAAGAGUUGCUUUGCAUUUCAAGGGUCUGGGUGAGUUCAUACUCUCGAUUGCUGACGAGAAGGAUGCUUUGAAACUGGUCAGAGACUGCAUGGAGGAUACGAGGAGCCUGGUUCGCUGCGCGGAGCUGGGAAAUCAGUUGUGGCUUUUCGUGCAAGCCCACCCCACUACGGCUGAUCGGGUUGUUCGCAGGGUGGCUCAGGCAGCAGCUUGUGGGCCCUACAGGAGUGCGAGCUCCCGCUGCGAUCCCAGCGAAACAUAUCAGGCUCUGGUCAACGCUAGUCCACAGCUUAGCUUGGCGGUCCUUGAGAGGGCGAUAAAGGCCAAAGGGGUCGCUUCCGGUCGGGCGGAGCAUGAGGAGGUCAAGAAGAAGAAGUGGGCUCUUCUGCUGGCUCAGUAUAUUGAGGAGGCAGGUCUUCCGGCUGCAGCGCGGAUUCGUGCUAUGGAGGAUCCCAGUGCGGUGUGGGUGCGAGCUUUCGGGGCGCGCCGAGGAAAUACGCUUAAGAAUCGCUGCAGGAGCUGGACACCCGUCAGGGAGUGGCUUCAAGUCACGUUCGGGCGUGCUUGGCCUAAGGAUGUUGGAGAAAUUAUCCAUUAUCUUGAGGAGCGACAUCAGGGAUCACCACUGGGAAAGACUGUGCCAGGGUCAAUUUUGGCUAGCAUUUUCUUGAUGGAGCAAGUGGGACAGGUGCCACUUGAAGCCCGUCUCUCGAAGGAUUCUAUCCUCGAAGGAACGGUGAAAUCUUGGACUCAGCAGUUGGAGGCCGAGGGGGAGCCUGUGAGACAAGCACCACUUUACACUGUCGCCAUCCUUCUGGCGGCCGAGCUGACAGUUGUGCGAAUUUCUGCACCUACGGGGCUGCGGUUUAUGUGCUUCAUGUUGCUUUUGAUGGUCUGGGCAUGCCUCCGCUGCGACGACUUGCAGGGAAUCUGUCCGGAGUCGAUGACAUUGUCACAGCUGGGAUUGAAGUUUACUUUGUCGAGAACGAAGACUUCAGGAGUGGCUUGCCACAUCCGGAGGGCGCUGGCGGAACUGAAGGCGCCACGGUUGGUGGAGGGCAUUUCCUGCCUUCAUUGGCAGCCGCAACUGGCGUGGAUUCAGACAAGAGGGAUUUCCUUGGGCGAUGGGCAGUUGCUAGGUAAGUACCCGUCGGUCAGUGUGGAUCCUGUGCAUUUGGCCCGGGCGAUGGCCCCGGGAGAUGCAUCACUGCAGCCUAAUGAUGAGGAGCCGCAA
This is a messenger RNA of Symbiodinium necroappetens, 1290 nucleotides long. NCBI's taxonomy places the organism in Eukaryota, Dinophyceae, Suessiales, Symbiodiniaceae. The record is from the annotation of a GenBank genome assembly.